Molecule: messenger RNA, 1830 nt
Organism: Trifolium pratense (red clover)
Lineage: Eukaryota; Viridiplantae; Streptophyta; Magnoliopsida; Fabales; Fabaceae
Product: amino acid permease 1-like
Exons: 6
Coding region: 165-1583 (472 amino acids)
Cellular component (GO): plasma membrane
Source: RefSeq, a predicted model, not a curated record
ACGAAAUUGAUCGAAGACUAUGAAUGAAUAAUAAAUAAGCUGAGUUAUGCAAAUUGCAACGUCAACUUUUGUACUCAUUCUCCCGAGGAAGUGAACAAACUACGCGUCACCGCCUCCCAUAAGAGUUUGGUUUCAAAAUUUUACUAUUUGUUUGAGAGAGAGAAAUGAAAGAGGUGAUGGCAGUGGAAAUGGAAUCCGGUGUUACAACUCCAAGUGCUCUUCUUGAUGAUGAUGGGAGACCCAAAAGAACUGGGACUGUAUGGAGUGCAAGCGCACAUAUCAUAAACGCAGUUAUUGGAACUGGAGUACUCUCCUUACCAUGGGCCAUGUCCCAAAUGGGUUGGGCCUUAGGAAUAUCCUGCAUUUUCACAUUUGCAGGUAUUACACUCUACACAUCAAAUCUUCUAGCUGAUUGUUAUAGAUCACCAGAUCCUGUUACUGGCAAAAGAAACACAACUUAUAUGGAUGCUGUCAAAGCUCACUUGGGUGGAAAACAACAUGUCUUUUGUGGAUUGCUUCAGUACAGCAAUCUUGCUGGCUUUAUAGUUGGCUUCAUCAUAACUACAUCUACAAGUGUCGUGACAAUACGUAAAAAUGUUUGCUUCCGCAAAAAUGGAUUUGAUGCUCCAUGUCAUUUCUCCAAUAACCCGUACAUGAUUUGUAUUGGAAUUAUUGAAAUAAUAUUAUCUCAAAUCCCAAAUUUUCACAAGCUGUCUAUGCUUUCGAUCAUAGCAGCUUGCAUGGCUUUUGGGUACGCGUCUAUUGGUGUUGGACUUUCUUUUGCAACCGUUAUUCAAGGGAAUGUAAAGAACACAUCAUAUUCUGAAAGCCACAAGGGACGUAGUACAGCAGAUAUAGCAUGGAAUAUGCUAGUUGCAAUUGGAGACAUUGCACUUGCAUGUGGCUACUCUCAAAUUGCAGUAGAUAUACAAGAUAGUUUGAAGUCAUCACCUCCAGAAAAUAAAGUGAUGAAGAGGGCUAACACGAUUGGUAUAUCCAUUAUGACAACUUUCUUCAUCUCGAGUGCAUGUUUUGGAUAUGCUGCAUUUGGUUCAAACACUCCUGGUAAUAUACUCAUGAGCUCUGGCUUUCACAAACCUUUCUGGCUAUUGGAAUUGGCCAAUGUCUUCAUCAUUGCUCACCUGUUGGGAGCAUUUCAGGUUUUAAUCCAACCUUUAUUUCGUAUAGUUGAAAUAUUGGCAGCCCAAAAGUGGCCAAACUCAAGUUUUGUGACAAGGGAAAUUCCUAUGAACAUUGGCAAAACAAAAUUCACCAUCAAUUACUUUAGGUUAAUUUGGAGGACAAUAUUUAUUGUGGUGGUAACUACAUUAGCUAUGGCAAUGCCUUUUUUCAAUGACAUGAUUGCCCUUCUUGGAGCAGUUGGAUUUUGGCCUUCAGUGGUGUAUUUUCCAGUAGAGAUGUACAUUGUGAAACAGAAUAUCAGAAAAGGAACAAUUCGUUGGUUUGGACUUCAAACAUUGAGCUUUUUCUGUUUGAUUGUGUCAUUGGCUGCAGCAUGUGGAGCUAUUCAUGGGUUAGGUCAAGCUGUUGGCAAAUAUAAACCCUUUAUGUAUAAGGCAUAGUGUGCUUUGAAAAAUUCUCUUUAGAUCCCUUAAUAUGCUUUAAGGCCCUCCAAAUUUUCAAAGCAUGUUGAAGGGUCGUAGAGAAUAUCGAGGAGGCUAAAGAGAAUUUUUCGAGUGCUUUCAUUAGGUUACUACUAUGUAUUAUGGAUUAGGAUCCUUUAUCAUAGAACAAUAUUAUUCAACUAUGUAAACCAUAAUAUGCUUAGUGUCUGUGUCUGAGACUCUAAGUUUGAUGGAAGAUUUUAGA